UUUGGUUUGCGAGUCGCGACCAUUGAACAGAAUGAUUGGAAAAUCGAGGCGUCGCGGACGACUCAAGUGAAUUGUUUUUUGCUCAACCAUCAAUGGAAAGUUUUUCCAUUCUGAUCAAUCACGUGUCAUAGUCCUGAUGCAGCAUCGCAUACGCUGAACUGAUAUUUUAUUGAUAAAUCCCAUAAUCAAAACAAUAACAAUUGCUGUGAUUUAAUGAAUGUUGUGGCAAAGUGAAGCUCGGAGCUAGCUUAAUUUUUUGUGCAAGCUUGUGAAAUUGUGGCUUAUAAUUUACAUAACCAUGGAGGCGAAUAAAUUGCCACCAAAUCCGCGCGAAUCGGCUGGCAUAUUGUCCUCAUUAAUGUUCUGCUUUGCUCUGCCCAUUCUGUUCAAGGGGCGGAAGCAAAAGCUCCAAGCCACGGAUCUGUACAAAACCUUGGAGGAGCACCGGGCCCAGAAACUGGGGGAUGAAUUCUUUCGCACCUGGGAGGACGAAGUGGCGCGAUGCCGGCGCAAAGAAGCAGAUUCGAAGUCCCCCCGGGAGCCGAGUAUCCUGAGGGUCAUUGGACGCGUCUUUGGCGGACAGCUCCUCAUAUCCGGCUUCAUCAUCGCUAUCCUUGAGCUCGGCAGCAGGGCCACCGUGCCUCUUCUUUUGGCCGGGCUGAUAGCAGAGUUCGCUGAACACGGAAAUGGAAGCUCCACCGCAGCACAGAUCUAUGCCACACUACUGAUAGUGUGCAUUCUGGCCAGUGUCCUCCUCACGCACCCAUACAUGAUGGGUAUGAUGCAUUUGGCCAUGAAGAUGAGGGUGGCAGUAAGUACCGCCAUUUAUCGCAAAGCUGUUCGAUUGAGCCGCACCGCCAUGGGUGAUACCACCAUUGGCCAGGUGGUCAACCUGCUCUCCAACGAUCUCAACCGCUUCGAUCGUGCGCUCAUCCAUUUCCAUUUCCUGUGGCUGGGCCCCUUGGAGCUGCUGAUUUCAUCCUUUUUUCUGUACCAACAAAUUGGAGUGGCCUCCUUCUAUGGCAUCAGCAUCCUUAUCCUGUACCUGCCGCUGCAAACCUACCUCAGUCGAGUUACCUCCAAGCUACGCCUUCAAACUGCUCUUCGAACCGACAAGCGCGUCCGCAUGAUGAACGAGAUCAUCUCGGGCAUUCAGGUGAUCAAGAUGUAUACCUGGGAACGACCUUUCGGCCGACUGAUAGAACAGCUCCGACGCAGCGAGAUGAGCUCCAUUCGGCAGGUGAAUCUGCUGCGUGGCGUACUGCUCUCCUUCGAGAUAACUCUGGGACGCAUUGCCAUCUUCGUGAGUCUUCUGGGAUUUGUCCUGAUGGGCGGUGAGCUGACGGCUGAACGAGCAUUCUGUGUUACCGCCUUUUACAACAUCCUCCGACGCACAGUGUCAAAGUUCUUUCCCAGCGGAAUGUCCCAGGUGGCCGAGUUGCUGGUUUCUCUUCGUCGCAUUCGUGAUUUCAUGAUGCGGGACGAAUCCAAUAUCAUAGAUCUUACAGAGGAAGUUGACGAAAAGCCCGAUGAGGAGCAGAAAUUGUUGGGUAAAAACGGGGACGUUAGAUUGCAAAAUGGAAAGUCACCGGACACCCUAGUAAGCAUUGACGGCUUGAGAGCCCGCUGGGAUCGGGAACACAACGAACCCGUAUUGGACAACAUAAACAUGUCCCUAAAACGUGGCCAGUUAGUGGCUGUCAUUGGUCCCGUGGGAUCGGGAAAGUCCAGUUUGGUACAAGCUAUUCUGGGGGAACUCCCACCCGAAGCUGGAAGUGUCCACGUCCACAGCAGAUACUCCUAUGCCUCCCAGGAACCUUGGCUCUUCAAUGCCUCUGUACGCGACAACAUUCUCUUUGGACUGCCCAUGGAUAAGUAUCGCUACCGUACUGUCAUCAAGAAGUGCGCCUUGGAGCGGGACUUGGAGCUGCUAAAUGGAGACGGAACCAUAGUGGGCGAACGAGGUGCCUCACUCUCCGGUGGCCAGAGGGCGAGGAUCAGCUUGGCCAGAGCUGUGUACCGCAAGGCUGAUGUCUAUCUUCUGGACGAUCCCCUCAGUGCAGUGGACACUCACGUGGGCCGGCAUCUCUUCGACGAGUGCAUGCGUGGCUAUCUUGGAGACAAAUUAGUGGUGUUGGUCACUCAUCAAUUGCAGUUCCUGGAGCACGCCGAUCUGAUAGUGAUCAUGGACAAGGGAAAGAUCACUGCAAGCGGAAGUUAUAAGGAAAUGCUAAAAAGUGGGCUGGACUUUGCCCAAUUGUUGGCCGAAAGUACCCAAAAUGGUGAAGAAGAUCAUGGACUGGAUAAGGCUAAUGGGUUAUCGAGACAGAGCAGCACUCGGAGCACUGACAGCUCGGGAGACUCUGCCUCAUCUCAGGAGUCUUUGGUAGAAAAGAACAAGGAGCCGCCAAAACCGAAAGGAGGACCUGUCCAGGAAUCGAGCAGCGGUGGAAAAAUUGGAUUAGAUAUGUACAAGAAGUACUUCUCCGCCGGUUGCGGAUGUGUUAUAUUUGCUCUGCUGGUUCUUCUCUGCGCUGGAACCCAGAUACUGGCCUCUGGCGGGGAUUACUUCCUUUCCUACUGGGUGAAAAACAAAUCAUCAUCGUCGUCGUCGCUAGACAUUUAUUACUUUACUGCCAUUAAUGUCGGACUGGUUAUCUGUGCCUUGCUCCGCACCCUGCUCUUCUUCAACGUGACCAUGCACUCCUCUACGGAGCUGCAUAACUCCAUGUUCCGAGCCAUCUCCCGCACAGCUCUCUAUUUCUUUCACACGAAUCCAUCGGGUCGCAUUCUCAACCGGUUCGCCAUGGACCUGGGGCAGGUGGACGAAUCUCUGCCCGCUGUCAUGCUGGACUGCAUCCAGAUAUUCCUCACGCUGACAGGCGUACUGUGUGUGCUAUGCAUCUCGAACCCCUGGUACCUGAUUAACACGUUCGUUAUGCUAAUAGCAUUCUAUUACUGGCGGGAUGUCUAUUUGCGGACUUCUCGGGAUGUGAAGCGCCUGGAGGCAGUGGCCCGAUCUCCCAUGUACUCCCAUUUCAGUGCCACGCUGGGAGGCCUUCCGACCAUUAGAGCCAUGGGAGCUCAGAGGACUCUGAUCGCCCAAUACGACAACUACCAGGACCUGCAAAGCUCUGGUUACUAUACGUUCGUGACCACCAGUCGUGCAUUUGGAUACUACCUUGACCUGUUCUGCGUUGCCUACGUCAUAUCCGAUAUUCUAAACAGCUACUUUAAUCCACCGCUGGGUAAUCCCGGGCAAAUUGGCCUCGCCAUAACCCAAACGCUGAGCAUGACAGGUAUGGUGCAGUUUGGAAUGCGUCAGUCCGCCGAGCUGGAGAACUCCAUGACAUCCGUAGAGCGGGUGCUAGAGUACAAUGACCUUAAAUCCGAGGGUGAAUUCACCUCGCCGGCCGACAAACAGCCUCCUAAGAGUUGGCCCGAAGAGGGAGAGGUUGUGGCCAAGAACCUCAGCCUAAGAUACGUUCCUGAUCCCAAAGCUGACUACGUCCUCCGAGGCCUGAACUUUGUGAUUAAGCCUCGAGAGAAAGUGGGCAUCGUUGGACGAACAGGGGCGGGAAAGUCCUCUCUGAUCAACGCCCUCUUCCGGCUUUCCUACAACGAGGGAGCCAUACUCAUUGAUGAGCGGGACACAAGUGCUAUGGGUCUGCAUGAUCUGCGAAGCAAGCUCUCGAUUAUACCUCAGGAACCCGUUCUAUUCUCUGGUAGCAUGCGCUACAAUUUAGAUCCAUUCGAACAGUAUCCGGAUGAAAAGCUUUGGCAAGCUUUGGAGGAGGUCCAUCUUAAGGAGGAAAUCUCCGAGCUGCCGACAGGACUGCAGAGCAGUAUUUCCGAAGGCGGCACCAACUUCAGUGUGGGUCAGCGCCAAUUAGUCUGCUUAGCCCGAGCCAUACUCCGCGAGAACCGCAUCCUGGUGAUGGACGAGGCCACGGCUAAUGUGGACCCCCAGACAGACGCCCUCAUCCAGGCCACCAUUCGGAACAAGUUUAAGGACUGUACCGUGCUGACAAUAGCCCAUCGCCUGCACACGAUCAUGGACUCGGACAAGGUGCUGGUCAUGGACGCAGGUCAGGUUGUGGAGUUCGGCUCUCCGUACGAACUAUUGACGGAGUCGGAAAGCAAAGUGUUCCACGGGAUGGUCAUGCAGACGGGGAAGGCUAGUUUUGAUCAUCUUUUGAAAAUUGCCCAAGACAAAAUUGCCGAGGAAAAACAUCUUAAAAGCCACUAAUGGACACUUUUUGAUUCCCUAAGGGGACUUUUACUUAUUUAAACAGGAUGAAAAAACAUGGUACUUAAAAAAGAGG
Messenger RNA from Drosophila ananassae, 4325 nucleotides. Its product is annotated as probable multidrug resistance-associated protein lethal(2)03659. The record is from RefSeq and is a predicted model, not a curated record. Gene Ontology annotation, biological process: transmembrane transport. Lineage: Eukaryota; Metazoa; Arthropoda; Insecta; Diptera; Drosophilidae. The transcript is spliced from 7 exons. Gene Ontology annotation, cellular component: membrane. The coding region runs from base 299 to 4249 and encodes 1316 amino acids. Gene Ontology annotation, molecular function: ABC-type transporter activity; ATP hydrolysis activity; ATP binding.